Messenger RNA from Westerdykella ornata, 2058 nucleotides. RefSeq names its product PLP-dependent transferase. Bases 367 to 1830 code for a protein of 487 amino acids. Gene Ontology annotation, biological process: biosynthetic process. The transcript has 3 exons. Lineage: Eukaryota; Fungi; Ascomycota; Dothideomycetes; Pleosporales; Sporormiaceae. Gene Ontology annotation, molecular function: pyridoxal phosphate binding; L-alanine:2-oxoglutarate transaminase activity. The record is from RefSeq and is a predicted model, not a curated record.
GACGCACAGCGUGGCAGCGCCACCGCUCUUCGCAGGCGUGGGCACCCUCUGCAGAGGUAUUUAUGAGUCUUGUUCGUUUUGUCAUUUGUCAGACUUCACAGAAUCUCGAGUAUCCGGGGCCAACCGCUCAUCCCUCUGAGACGAGUGGGGCUUGUGGCCUGUAAAUAGGGAAACCCAAAGUACAGUCAACCCGGCCACCCGCAUACAAAAGGCAGCCGAUGGUUGACCGAGACAAUUAAUAUCUAUCCGGACUGCUCUUUGGAGAUCUCGUUUAUUUCGCGCAGUUUAUUAUAUGUUGACUCCUACUAACCUGUUGCUUCCCGUCCAGUCUCGCAUCGAACAUUCACCCCUCCGUUGACUCGCACCAUGACCUCGGCUGCCCCGCGCAAGGCACUCACCCUCGACACCAUCAAUCCGAAUGUCAAGGCGGCCCAAUACGCCGUCCGAGGAGAGCUGGCUGUUCGGUCCGAGGAAUACCGUGCAAAGAUCAAGAACGGAGGCGCCAAAGGACUGCCAUUCGACUCGGUCAUCUCCGCAAAUAUCGGCAAUCCGCAACAAUUGGACCAGAAACCCAUAACCUUCUUCCGUCAGGUUGCUAGUCUCAUCGAGAACCCUCUGUUGCUGGAGCACGAGCAGGUCCUCAUCGACCAGCUGGGAUACAAGUCGGACGUCAUUGCGCGUGCGAAGUGGCUGCUGCAAGAGCUCCGUAGCGUAGGCGCAUACAGUCAGAGCCAGGGCGCAUCGGGCAUUCGGGAGAGGGUUGCAGAGUUCAUUGAGAGGCGAGAUGGCUACCCGUCCAAGUACACCGACAUCUACCUCAGCAAUGGCGCCUCAUCGGGCGUGAACACGCUCCUCAAUGUCAUCUGCGCGAAGCCCGAGACCGGCAUCCUCGUCCCUAUACCCCAAUACCCCCUCUAUACUGCCACCUUGUCGGUGCUGAAUGCGCGUUGCGUGCCAUAUUACCUCGAGGAGCACCAUGCGUGGGGCACCGACCUGGAUGCCAUACGUGAGUCGUACGACAAGGCCGUCGCAGAAGGAACCGAUGUGAAGGCGAUAGUCGUCAUCAACCCUGGCAACCCCACUGGAUCUAGCCUACGCGCCGAAGACAUCAGGGGCGUCCUGCAGUUUGCUGCGGAGAAGGGCAUAGUCGUCAUUGCCGACGAAGUGUACCAGACCAACGUCUUCAUCGGCGAGUUCAUCUCCUUCAAGAAAGCACUCAGAGACCUCCAGAAGGAGCACCCGGGACAGUACGACGACAUUGAAUUGGCGUCGCUGCACAGCGUGUCGAAGGGUAUGGUUGGCGAGUGCGGACAUCGCGGUGGAUACUUUGAGCUCUGCGGCUUCGACCCCAAGGUCGCGGAGCAGAUCUACAAGUUCAUCAGCAUCCAGCUCUGCCCGCCCGUCGUCGGGCAGUGUUUCGUCGAGAUGAUGGUGAACCCGCCCAAGGAGGGCGAGCCUAGCUACGAGCUGUACAAGAAGGAGUACGACUCCAUCUUCGAGGGGCUCAAGCAGCGCGCCUACGCACUCUUCGAGACGUUCAAGCAGAUGGAGGGCGUGGAGUGCCAACCUCCUGCAGGCUCCAUGUACCUCUUCCCCACCAUUACCCUCCCGCAAAAAGCCAUCGAACAAGCAAAGAAGGAAAACCGCACACCAGACGAAUUCUACUGUCUCCGCAUGCUCGACGCCACGGGCGUGUGCGUGGUCCCGGGGUCCGGCUUCGGCCAGAAAGAAGGGACGCUGCAUUUCCGGACGACGUUCCUCGCGCCCGGUACCGAGUGGACGAGCCGGAUAUCCAAGUUCCACAAGGAGUUCAUGGACGAGUUUCGGUAGUUGAUGGUUUGGAGUGUGUCUCGUUUUUGGACAUGCUUGGAGCGCAACGUUGAAUGGGAUUUUUUGCAUAUGCGAUAUGACUCCACUCUGGGUGACGGCGGGGUUUCUUCUGAUAGGACUGUACAUAGAGAACAGAUGCGAAUUGAUGAGGCAGUUCCCCUCACUUUUCUCUAAAUUAUCCGCUAUAGACACCUGGAACCCCGCAUUCACUGCCGUCACCUCCAAUCU